CAGAAAUAUGUCGCAGUUAGGAUAACAUAUCUUGCGGAAUAAUUGUUUGCUCCUAGUUUGCAAUACGCAUUUCACUGCGUUGGUCUUCGAUCAAGAUGAUUGGUGCAAUUGUUCUUGUUAUACUGUUGGGGGUCGCAGCAGUUCGACUCUACAAAAAUGCUUACAAGAAACCUGCCAAUUUUCCGCCAGGUCCGCCCAGUCUCCCGGUGUACGGUGCUUACUGGUUGGUCCUAGCAAAGGUGUACAACAACUUAGCAGCCGCUUGCAUUAAAUAUUCAAAUGAAUACAAGUCCAAAGUAAUAGGAAUGUUUCUGGGUGCUGUCCCAGUGGUUAUUGUCAAUGAUCCUCAUUUACUCAAAGAAGUACUUAAUCGCGAGGAAUUCGAUGGUAGAAUGGACAUCAUACUUGGCAGACUGAGGUCUUAUUGGAAAAAGCUUGGCAUUUUCUUCACGGACGGCUACUUUUGGCACGUACAGAGAAGGUUUACACUGAGAUACAUGAGAGACUAUGGUUUCGGAAGACGUGAUCAGUCCCUGGAAUCGACGGUCGCCAACGAGGUCAAGGAAAUGAUUGAUAUGGCUACGAAUGGACCAAAAUACCCUGCUGAAAAUGACUUAGUGAAAGGAGACCUGAUAUAUUUGCCUCAUUUCUUCGCGGUACCGUUUAUGAAUGGCUUGAUGCACGUAUUCACACGUGCUUGUGUGCCGAGGCAGGAUUACCAUAUACUGUGGACGACAGCACGAGGAGCUCUUAGGUUCCAAAGGAGUUCAAACGACCUUGGCGCUGCCCUCAGUUAUACUCCGUGGCUAAAAGAUUUGUUACCGGAAUACAGCGGUUACAAGGGUCUUAAGGAAGGAAAUCAGUGCAUACUCGAUUUAUUUACGAAAGUAAUAAAAGAAGCCGUGGACACCCAUGACAGCUCAUACAACCGGCACUUCUUAGAUGUUUACAUCAGUAAAAUGAAAGAGGAAAUGACUGAGAAGAAGAGAACUACCUACUCUGUUGAUCAACUGGUGCUGGUGUGCACAGAUUAUAUGUUCCCGACAGCGACAGCUCUAGAAGCUGUCCUUACUUUGCUUAUUGAACGUAUGUUAUUACAUCCUGAAGUGCAAGACAAAAUCCACGAAGAGAUAGAUCGCGUUAUCGGCCGCGACAGACUUCCAACGAUAGAUGAUAGAAGCAAUUUGCCGUACACAGAAGCGUGUUUUCGGGAGAUAAUGAGGAUCGAGACGCUGGUGCCUCUCGGCGUGCCGCACCGCACCAUGGCCGACACCAAGUUGGACGGAUAUGACGUGCCCGAGGGCUCAAUGAUAAAUGUUAAUUACGUGACAUUACACAUGAACAAGGAGAUAUGGGGGGAUCCUGAAAACUUUCGCCCCGAGAGAUUCAUUGUAAACGGCCGGUUGCAGCUGAGUCAGGACAAGUCAUUACCUUUCGGUGCAGGUCGUCGACUCUGUGCAGGUGAAACAUAUGCCCGACAGACACUAUUCCAAGUGUUCUCAGCUUUCAUGCAAGCCUUCCAGGUGUCUACAGCUGAUGGAAAACCUUACAAAGAGUUGGCACCAAGAAUACAAGGCAUUAUAACGACUAUCCCUAACUUUUGGAUACGCGUUACACCCAGGAAAUAAACGUUAAUAAAUGCUUUUAAAUAUCAAGUGUGAGAUAUGAAAGCACAACAAAGAAUCUAAACUAUUUUACAAUAAUUUUGACCGACUUUCCAAAAGAAGGAGGUACUCAAUUCGUAAAAAGCCUUACGUAGAAAUAU
This is a messenger RNA of Papilio polytes (common Mormon), 1765 nucleotides long. RefSeq names its product probable cytochrome P450 304a1. Gene Ontology annotation, molecular function: oxidoreductase activity, acting on paired donors, with incorporation or reduction of molecular oxygen; iron ion binding; monooxygenase activity. The coding region runs from base 96 to 1628 and encodes 510 amino acids. The transcript has 9 exons. The record is from RefSeq and is a predicted model, not a curated record. NCBI's taxonomy places the organism in Eukaryota, Metazoa, Arthropoda, Insecta, Lepidoptera, Papilionidae.